UGAUUUGAUCUACGGAAACCAGCAAGUAGAUUGCCGCGUGGAGACGAAACAGCGACGUGAAGAGAGCAGGAACUCUAAAUCUUCGUCCUCCGGAUUCUGGAGCGAUUGAGGAAGCCUUUCUACUUCAAAGUUCUUCACAAAUUCUUUCGGUUCAUUUCUGCUUCUCAUAUUUCCGUCUCAAUCUCUCUGGUUUAUCGACUUUUGAAGAUCGAGAGAGGAUUCUUGUUUCUUAGCGUCAACAAUGUUUAACAGGCUUUUUGGUAAACCUAAACAAGAAGCCAAUGCUUUGGCUACGUUAGAGAAGCUAAGCGAGACGCUUGAAAUGCUGGAGAAGAAAGAGAACGUUCUUGUAAAGAAGGCAUCUGCAGAGGUUGAAAAAGCUAAAGAGUUCACAAGAGUGAAGAAUAAACGAGCGGCCAUACAAUGUUUGAAGAGAAAGAGACUCUACGAACAGCAAGUAGAGCAGCUUGGAAAUUUUCAAUUGCGUAUCCACGAUCAGAUGAUUAUGUUAGAAGGCGCUAAAGCUACGACGGAAACUGUCGAUGCUUUGAGAACAGGAGCAUCUGCUAUGAAGGCAAUGCAGAAAGCAACAAAUAUUGAUGAUGUGGACAAGACGAUGGAUGAUAUUAAUGAGCAGACGGAGAAUAUGAAACAGAUACAGGAAGCGCUAUCAACUCCAAUUGGUGCUGCAGCUGACUUCGACGAGGAUGAAUUGGAGGCGGAACUUGAAGAGCUGGAAAGUGCGGAGUUGGAAGAGCAACUUCUCCAACCGGCGUCAACAACUCCUGCUGCGCCCGUUUCCAUCCCGUCAGGCCGGGUACCUGCACGCCCUGUUCCUCAGAAGAGAACUGCUGAAGAAGACGAACUCACAGCUCUGCAAGCGGAGAUGGCCCUCUAAUCAGAUUGUGCCAUACAAAGAAGCUUACGAUGGCCGUUCGUUCAAAAUUGCAUACGAGCUAUUCUUCCCUGCCGGGUGAAGUUGUAUAUAAAGAACGCGAAAUAACUGUAAUCAUCCUUUAAAUCUUUUAUUUAUCUAUACUCUAUUUUGCAGUGAAUGCAAACAUUGUGGUCAUUUAAAAUUUAA
This is a messenger RNA of Cucurbita moschata (crookneck pumpkin), 1084 nucleotides long. Its product is annotated as vacuolar protein sorting-associated protein 32 homolog 2-like. Gene Ontology annotation, cellular component: cytoplasmic side of plasma membrane; ESCRT III complex; multivesicular body. Gene Ontology annotation, biological process: late endosome to vacuole transport via multivesicular body sorting pathway; vesicle budding from membrane. The transcript has 8 exons. Lineage: Eukaryota; Viridiplantae; Streptophyta; Magnoliopsida; Cucurbitales; Cucurbitaceae. Bases 242 to 898 code for a protein of 218 amino acids. The record is from RefSeq and is a predicted model, not a curated record.